UUGACAUCCACGUCUUUUCUCCACUACAAAAACAAAAACACACUCUCUCCCCCUUUGUCUUCCUUCCUUUGAUUCGAAGGAACAAACUAACACACAGAAUGAGCUGCCAUGGUUGCCGAGUCUUACGAAAGCGAUGCGGCGACACCUGUGUCUUACGCCCUUGUUUGGACUGGAUCGACUCUCCAGAAGCCAAAGCCCGUGCCACACUCUUCGUCUCCAAAUUCUUCGGCCGUGGCGACCUCUUCAAUUUCAUCUCCUCCGUCCCCACCCACAAGCGUAACGCACUGUUCCAAUCGCUUUUGUUUGAAGCGGUUGGGCGUACAAUAAAUCCGGUGAACGGAGCCAUCGGACUUCUCUCCACCGGUAACUGGCAUCUCUGCCAGGCCGGAGUACGAACAGUGCUAGCCGGCGGCACCCCGGCGGUUCUCAUGAACACUUCUAAAGUUCCAGAAACAGACGAAAGUUCCGGCGUCUCUGAAGCUACCGGAGAGUUGUCGGCAAUGGUGAUCGGGAACCAGAUACCGAAAAAUCUGUUGCUGACGUCAUCUUCCGGUGGGGAUGAACAGAGUUUCUCUGCCGUUCCAGCGAUGAGUUUUCGAUGCAGUGACGGAGAAGAACCGAAGCUGUUGAACCUUCUUGUGUGACUGGGUGAUUAAUAAAGCCAAAAUAAUGUCAUCAAUGGAUCACAUAUCGUGUUCUGUUUAGGUGACUGCAUGCUUUUUUGGAGUUGAUUUAAUAACUAACUUCAGUUUUGGUAUAAUUAUUAUUUUCUAACUACGAGUUUUGUAAACUGCCUGCGUUUGGUUUUGGUGGAAAAUUAUGGUGAGAUUUGGGAAGGGAUGUUUGUGUUUACCGGCGAGAUAGAAUAAUGAUGAAAAUGGUGUCUUGUCGGUCUAUGUGUACUUGUGUACCAUCUUAUUGCACUACUUUGAUGUUUGGAUUA
This is a messenger RNA of Helianthus annuus (common sunflower), 943 nucleotides long. RefSeq names its product LOB domain-containing protein 39. NCBI's taxonomy places the organism in Eukaryota, Viridiplantae, Streptophyta, Magnoliopsida, Asterales, Asteraceae. The transcript is spliced from 2 exons. Gene Ontology annotation, biological process: regulation of gene expression. Bases 99 to 644 code for a protein of 181 amino acids. The record is from RefSeq and is a predicted model, not a curated record.